AUGUCAAUUAAAUAUGAUUUUUCGGGUAAAGUAGUACUGAUAACCGGUUCGAGUUCGGGUAUCGGUGCGGCCACUGCCGUCCAAUUUGCCCGAUCGGGUGCCAUGGUUGUAGUCACUGGUAGACGAGCCGUACUGGUGUCCGAAGUGGCCAAACAGUGCCAAAAUGUUUCGCCAAAACAAUUCAAGCCAUUGGAAGUGGUCGGAGAUAUAUCACAGAAACCUGAUUGCAAACGACUGGUUGAGACAACUAUCGGACAUUUUGGUCGAUUGGACGUAUUGGUCAACAAUGCCGCUAUCGGUACUCCCGGUGCGCUUAGUGAUGGUGAUUAUUAUGACAAGUUUGAAGCAGUUAUGCAAUUGAAUUUGAAUACAACUGUUUACUUAACAUAUCUAUCGGUCGAUUAUUUAUCUAAAACUGGGGGAAACAUUGUUAACAUAUCAAGCGGUGCCGGUAUUAGACCCGUUUCAGGUAUGUCAGCCUAUUGUAUGUCUAAGUCAGCUAUGGAUAUGUUUACCUAUUGUUGUGCAUCGGAAUUGGGUCCCAAAAAUCAUAUUAGGGUUAAUGUUAUCAGUCUGGGACCAGUAAAAACAGCUGCAUUUACAACACUGGGUAUGACUAUUGAACAAAAUGAUGCCAUGUUUGACAAUAUGGGUAGCCAUUUACCAGUUGGUCGACCCGGACAACCCCAUGAAAUAGCCGAUACAGUGAUGUAUUUGGCCAGUGACCAUGCCCGAUUUAUUACCGGUGCCCAACUAUGUGUCGAUGGCGGCGGCCUAACUGUCAACGACUAUCUAAUGUGUGAUGCAUUCAAGGAGUUAUAG
Oppia nitens is the source of this 822-nucleotide messenger RNA. RefSeq names its product 3-oxoacyl-[acyl-carrier-protein] reductase FabG-like. The record is from RefSeq and is a predicted model, not a curated record. Bases 1 to 822 code for a protein of 273 amino acids. Lineage: Eukaryota; Metazoa; Arthropoda; Arachnida; Sarcoptiformes; Oppiidae. The transcript is spliced from 3 exons.